AUGGCGGCUGCAGCGGCGGCGGCGGCGGCGGCGGCGGCGGCUUCGGCGGCUCAGCAGCUCUCGGAUGAGGAGCUUUUCUCUCAGCUGCGCCGUUACGGCCUGUCUCCCGGCCCGGUGACGGAGAGCACCCGGCCCGUCUACCUGAAGAAGCUGAAGAAGCUCCGCGAGGAGGAGCAGCAGCCGCCGCCGGCGCCGCCGCAGGAGCAGCAGCAGCAGCAGCAGCAGCAGCAGCAGCAGCAGCAGCACCGGACCGGGGGCCGCAGCGCCAAGACGCGGAACAACAACAACAAUAACACGGCGGCCGUGGGGGCGCCGCCGGGGGCGGGGGCGGCCGCGGCCGCCGCCGGCAUGGGGGGCAGGCCGCUCUCGGGCGACCUCUCGUACCUGCGGACCUCGGGGGCGCUCAGCCGCGGCUUGGCCUCGGCCCCCGAUAACCCGCCCGGAGCCGCGGCCGCGGCCGCCGGGGCCACGGCCGCCCCCGCCCUGGCCGCCGGCGGCAGCAAGGUGCUGCUGGGCUUCAGCUCGGACGAGUCGGACGCCGAGGCCAGCCCCAGGGACCAGGCCAGCGGCGGCAGGAAGGAGCGGGCGGCCCUGCAGUCCCGCGGCGGGGCCAAGCCCGCGCCCCUGGCCGACGGCGAGGCGGGUCCCGGCCAGCCCGCCGAGAGGAGGAAGCCGCACGCGUGGUGGGGGGCCCGGAGACCUGCGUCCGCCCCGGAGCCCCUCGGGGCGGCGGGGAGAGAGGGAGCGCCGGAGGACGCGGAAGAGGGAGGGGACGGCGGCGGCGGCGGCGGUGGUGGCGGCGAGAGGGAGCCGGAGGGCGAGGAGCUGCGCUGGACGAGCCGGCCCGUGAACGGCAGCCGGCUCCUCCCCUUCAGCUGCCGGGAGAACUACUCGGACUCGGAGGAGGAGGAGGAGCAGGACAACGUGGCCGUCGCCCGGCCGCUCUUCAGGGACGACUCGCUGCUCCGGCCCCGGCCCAGGCGCAGCCACGGCAAACCCCCCGCAGGCGUCCGAGGGGAGGCCCCGCACCCCGCGACGGCGACCGCGGGCGGCUGCCCGGGAAGUGACAGGGCCGCCGGCAGUCUAGACCGGAGGCGAGGUCCGGAGGAGGGGGGGGGAUGCGACCCGCUGGACUGCAGCCCCAUCCCCAGAUACCGCCUCAACUCCAAGAAACCGACCCCGCUCCUCCCCGACGGGGACCUGACCCUGGAUCGCAAAACCAAUAACCACAUCGGCAGGGGAGGCUUCCACCUGGACCCCCCCAGGGUCUACGCCAACAGCAUCCCGCACAGCUCCCUGGUCGCCUCCGCCUCCUCCUCUCCGCUCGGAAUCAAUCACUCCAAUCACACGGGCUCCAAUCAUACCUACCUGAAAAACACCUACCAGCAGAAGCUUUCAGAACCGGAGGAGGAACUUCUGCAGCAGUUUAAACGGGAGGAGGUGUCCACCCCCGGGGGCUUCAGUGCCCACUAUUUAUCCAUGUUUCUCUUGACUGCUGCCUGCUUGUUUUUCUUGAUACUUGGACUCACCUACCUUGGCAUGAGAGGUACAGGAGUGUCUGAGGACCGGGCACUCAGCGUAAAAAGCCCCUUUGAUGAAACAUUUGAAAAGAUACAAGCAAAUGAAAAAAAUCUCAUGAUGAAUUCAUUAUACAAACUUCACGAUCGAUUGGCACAAGUAGCAGGAGAUCACGAGUGUGGCAAUUCCAUCCAGAGGAGGCUUUCUGUCCAGGAGGUAGCUGCAUAUUUAAAAGAUUUAGGUCCUGAAUAUGAAGAUGUAUUUAACAUGUCUUUGCAAUGGAUUUUAGAAAAUGGAAAGGAUGUUGGCAUAAGGUGUAUUGGUAAUGGCUCAAGUGAAGAUUUGACAAACAUAACUGAUGUGCAGUUCCUGCAAUCUACCAGACCUCAGAUGUCUUUCUGGUGUCGCUUUCGACGUGCAUUUGUUACUGUGACUCACAGAUUAUUGUUGUUGUGCUUAUUGUUGUUGUUGUGCUUCGGUGUAGUGAUGGCUUGUGUAGUUCUGCAUUAUGUGAAAUACCACUGGACGAAAGAAGAGGAAGAAACAAGGCAGAUGUAUGAUAUGGUGAUAAAGAUUAUAGAUGUGUUGCGAAGUCAUAAUGACGCUUGCCAAGAAAAUAAAGAUUUACAGCCAUACAUGCCUAUUCCACAUGUUCGAGAUUCUUUAAUACCACCUCCAGACAGGAAAAAAAUGAAGAAAGUCUGGGAUAGAGCCGUGGACUUUCUGGCAGCAGAUGAAUCUAGAGUUCGCACAGAGACACAAAGAAUAGGCGGCGUAGAUUUUCUGGUUUGGAGGUGGAUACAGCCGGCAGCGUCCCGUGACAAAAUCUUAGUGGUACCCUCUAAAGUUUGGCAAGGACAAGCAUUUCAUUUAGAUCGAAGAAAUUCACCGCCAAAUAGUCUGACACCAUGUCUAAAGAUUCGAAAUAUGUUUGAUCCUGUUAUGGAAAUAGGGGAUCAUUGGCACCUGGCAAUUCAAGAAGCAAUUUUAGAAAAAUGCAGCGAUAAUGAUGGCAUCGUUCACAUUGCAGUAGACAGAAACUCGUGUGAGGGUUGUGUUUAUGUUAAAUGUCUGUCUCCAGAAUAUGCUGGAAAGGCUUUUAAGGCAUUACAUGGCUCAUGGUUUGAUGGAAAACUGGUAACAGUAAAAUACCUACGACUAGAUAGAUACCAUCAUCGCUUUCCCCAAGCUCUCACUUGCAACGUUCCCUUGAAGCCAUCAAACAAACAUAUGAACUCUAUGUCUCAUCUCCGUCUUCAGACAGGCACAGCUAAUUCUCAGGGAAGCUCCUGAGAGAGUAUUUCUCCCACUGCUAAGACUAUUCACAGCAGGAAAAUCCCUGUUUGGCUGCCGGUCUUCCUUUUUUUUUUUUUUUUUUUAAGUUUUUUGUAUGUAAUAUUUUCAUUGAUGAACACAGGUCUGCUUGAAUGUUCCAGAAAUCUUCAGUUUCCAGAGGGACUUAGAAUAACAUUGAACAAAAAGAACAAUUGCUUCCUGUCAUUUGGGGAGUUCAAAUCAACCAAUGCAUUUAAAGUUUUGCAUGAGGAACAUUGAAUUUAUUAAACAUUUUUCAUUAUGGUGGUUGUACAUUGCACCAAGAAGUGUUUUAAUAACCACAUAAAAGCAUGGUGAAGAGAAGACUUAUUGCAUUUUCAUAGUUUCCUGUGAACUAAUGUUGUGAGUUUUUGUAACCAACCACCUACAUGGUUCCUGAUGACUGAUACGUAAAACUGUUAAUUUCAGAAUUUAAUCUUAGGUUUCUGUUGCUGUAAGAGAUUCAUUUGCUGCCGCUGGAAUAUGGGGAAAUUUCUUUGGCUUUAGUGGUUGCAUAUUAGUGUGAAGGGAUGCAGAUAUAUUUAAACUGGUUUUUGUAUAUACAUGUAAAUGCUGGUGGUGGCAAAGGUAGUCCUGUUCUGUGAGGAUGUCUGCAUUAAUGCAGUGAAUAAGCUUCCUAUUUUAUUCAUAACCUAAUGUUUUAUAUUAUAUAUAAAUAUAUAUAAAUAUAUAUAGGCUGUACCAUCACUUAGGUCAAUCAGCCAAACACCUUAAAGUAUUAGAUACCAGUUUAAAAUAUCUUUUAUAGGUUUUAUAUAAAAUGUCUGGCUAUGAUUUUGUGUGAAAGUUCUGAUACCAAUUGUAAUGAAUUCAAAUUUAUGUAAGCAAUAAAGAAGCAAUUGGCAGAUACUGGAAAAAUAUUUUGUGAAAAGCUGUAUUUAUUAUAACAGGACUGUGACAAAGAACCAUUGGGAUUGAGUCACUCUCCCAAUCUAUUUAUAAUUUAAUAAAGUCUUAACCACCCAGUUAUCUGUAAAGUUGGAAGCAGUGUACCAUUUUGCAAUAAAAUGUACAUUUGUUUGACAAAUAAUAUUUGCGAUUUUGGGUUUGAGAGCUGGAAUUAUAGUAAAUGUACAAGUGACAAUUACUUUGUGCCUCAGUAUUAAAAUUCAACUAUUGAUAAGUUAUUUUAUUACUGUUGAUAAUUUCUGAGUAAGAAUGAUUGCUGAGCAAAAUUUAGUUGUAUUCUUCUGAUUGGCUCUCCUAAUAUCCUGUUGAUACAGCAUAUCUAUCAAUUCUUCAAAGGAAUUCUGCAUAGAUAGCAAGCCUGGAAAUACAUGAGUUCUGAUAAUUUUGUUUAAAGCUCAGUUUUUUUCCUGUUUUUGUAAAUGUGUUGGGUUUGCAGCAUGAACUUGCACAGAUAAUGCACGUUUUCUGGUUAAGUAAACAUGAUGCACACUUCUGCAACACAAAACCCUAUUGUGCCUUACCUUCGUGCUUUUGUGGGCACCAUGUUUAUGAAGAAUAAAGGUGGAUUUGUUAACUGAAGAGAAUACAUUUAAAAUUCUCAGUUUACGUCUCAGAUGCUAAAGUGUGAAAAUAUAGAUAUAUAAUAUAUAAAUUAACUGAUCUUGCUGUAUUUUAUGUGCAUCAUAGUGAUUUGUUGACUUAAGCUUAGUGACCCCAUCUUGUGACCUGUUGCAAGAAUGAAUGUAAAAAUAGCUGUGGCAUUUUAAAAGGUCGCCUUUUGAUGCAAAUGCAUCUUUCCCUUGCUUCUAAAAUAUAGUUCAUGUAAACAUUGUACAUUUAUUAUUGUAACAUGUACUAUUAUGCCGCAUAUUUUACCUACAACUGUUUAAGCUGACCAAUAUCCCUCCCUGCAAGACAGAUGGGAAUGUGUAUAAUAACCUAGACAUUUGAGACGUUCAGAUGUUUGAUGUAAUUUGUCACUUGUCCUGUUUAAAAAAAAACACAAAACACAAAAAGAAAAAAAAACUCUAAUUAAAAGUUUAUUAGGGGUUUUUACAUA
Vombatus ursinus (common wombat) is the source of this 4822-nucleotide messenger RNA. It is a transcript of the gene LEMD3, whose product is annotated as LEM domain containing 3. Gene Ontology annotation, molecular function: chromatin DNA binding. NCBI's taxonomy places the organism in Eukaryota, Metazoa, Chordata, Mammalia, Diprotodontia, Vombatidae. Gene Ontology annotation, biological process: negative regulation of BMP signaling pathway; nuclear envelope organization. The record is from RefSeq and is a predicted model, not a curated record. Bases 1 to 2811 code for a protein of 936 amino acids. The transcript is spliced from 13 exons. Gene Ontology annotation, cellular component: nuclear inner membrane.